Messenger RNA from Cotesia glomerata, 603 nucleotides. RefSeq names its product nucleolar protein 3-like. Lineage: Eukaryota; Metazoa; Arthropoda; Insecta; Hymenoptera; Braconidae. Bases 156 to 461 code for a protein of 101 amino acids. The record is from RefSeq and is a predicted model, not a curated record. The transcript is spliced from 3 exons.
GCAUGUACAUUUGUAUGUGUGCGAUAUCUCUUCAAAAUUUGUUAUAUAAAUUGCGGUUUUAAAGGCUCUAGUUCACAUUAAACAAUUUCUCGGAGAAGCUCAACAAAAACGUCCAAUAAUUGACACAGCUGUGUUGGAAUAUUAAACUAAAAGAAAUGUCGAAAAUUUUUUAUGUAUUGUUGUUGGUAGCAUGCGCCACUUUGAUCGCUUAUGCUCAAGAAGAAGCACCAGAAGAGCAACAACAAAAGCAACAAUGUAAGCCGGUUGGAGAAUUCUGUUUCGAGAAUAAUGAGUGCUGUACUGAAAUUUGCACGAAGCAAUUGAUGACGCUUAAAUAUUGCGCGACCGAAAGAAGCCAAGCCUCCAUAGAGGAGGAGGAGGAGGAAGAAAAAGAACCACAACCGGAACCACAACCAGAACCAUUAGAGGAGGAAGAACCUAACAACGUUCCUUCUGAAUAGAUAUAUGGUGCCUAAUAAACCAUUGGUCUUUGUUUAACAAUUUACUUUAAAAAAUUAUUUCAAUUUCUUUCCUAACAAUUAAUCAAUACUUAGCAUAAUAUUUGUUAUUGCCAUUGGAUAAAUACAUUAUUAAAAAGAAAAA